This is a messenger RNA of Frieseomelitta varia, 1710 nucleotides long. RefSeq names its product DCN1-like protein 3 (gene SCCRO3). Gene Ontology annotation, molecular function: ubiquitin-like protein binding; ubiquitin conjugating enzyme binding; cullin family protein binding. The coding region runs from base 652 to 1635 and encodes 327 amino acids. The record is from RefSeq and is a predicted model, not a curated record. Gene Ontology annotation, biological process: protein neddylation; positive regulation of ubiquitin-protein transferase activity. Gene Ontology annotation, cellular component: ubiquitin ligase complex. NCBI's taxonomy places the organism in Eukaryota, Metazoa, Arthropoda, Insecta, Hymenoptera, Apidae. The transcript is spliced from 5 exons.
UACCGACUAGGUUAUGUUUACGUCAAAGUGAAAGUCCAAACACUGUUGCCAAAUUUAUCCUCACCAUGGCUUAUGUAUAAAAUAGGUACAAAUGUUCUUCCUAGUUACUGUUACUUUUAUAACAUAUCAACACUGAAUUUACGAAAAGGAUUUCGUUGUUACUUCAUUUUGAAGGAAUAUUUUUUAUUAUGCGUUGAAAUACGAAAGAUAUAUCUUUGUUUCUGUGUAUUUUUUUUUUUUCGUACACAAACUUUCGCCAAUAUACAAUACAAAAUAAAUUGGUUUGAAUGUAUGCUUCACGCGUGGGAUAGUACUGUCAUUGUGUCAUUUGAUGAGGUUACGUCGCUACAAAUGACAGUGUUUAACCAAUGCAAAUUCAACUUGAAAGUGUAAACGAGAUGUUUAAAAGAACUGGAGUCGAAGUAUUUUAUCAAUUUUAAUUACAACAUACUGCAAUAUAAAUACUUCGUGAGAAUUUAAUGAAUGAGGGCAAAGCAAGAUAUUUUGCGGGGGGUCUUUACUGGGGUUAUCGUGACCCAGGUAGACCAAAAAUCCGCUUUAACAAUAAGCUUUUGAUCAAGACUGCCAAUGUAAGACUGAACUACUGAUGCAUGGAAUAAUCGUCUUUAACAUUAAAUACGGACAGCAUCAAUGGGAAACUGUUUUUCGUGUUUUAAGGUGUCUCUUCCACCAGCCACUGCCACUCGUUCUUCAUCAUUUGAUUAUAAAGACGAAACAAUGGAACUAAGAGGUUCAUUCUUAAAUUCUUGCCAACAAACUGGGCCCUUAAUGCCGGAGAGACAUAUAAAUGGGAAUAGGAAAUCGGUAACCACACUAUCAACAUUUAAUAAUGUAGGAUCUGAUAAUUGCGGAUCUAUGCCCAUUGUACAAAGUAAUUUGCGUUCGUCAAGAGGAUUUUAUGCACGGUUAUCACCAUUGGGUAGAUCUGGAACAUCAUCUGGUCUUAAUGCAACCACUGAAUCAAAGCAACAGAAAGAACCAUCAGAGAGCAAAUUAAAUGCUUUAUUUGACCAGUACAAGGAUUCUCACGAAGAUGUCAUUCUAGCUGAUGGUAUAGAAAGAUUUUGUAAUGACUUACAAUUAUCACCAGAUGAAUUUAAAGUACUUGUUCUUGCUUGGAAAUUAAAUGCUAAACAGAUGUGCCAAUUUACACGUCAAGAAUUUAUAACAGGUUUGAAAGCAAUGAAAGUAGACAGUAUACGUGGUAUACAAGCAAGAUUACCAGAAAUUGUUCAAGAAUUGACUGUAAACAAUGAUUUAUUCAAAGAUCUCUAUCGAUUUACAUUCCGAUUUGGCUUGGAUGUUAAUUCUGGUCAAAGAAUAUUACCGGCUGAUAUGGCAAUUGUUUUGUGGAAGCUUGUUUUCACAAUACGUGAACCACCUCUUUUGUCAAGAUGGCUAAAAUUUCUCGAGUGUCAUCAUGUUCGCGGCAUACCUAGAGAUACGUGGAAUAUGUUUUUAAAUUUUGCUGAAAGUAUCGGCGAUGACCUUAGCGUUUAUGACGAUGCAGAAGCAUGGCCAAGUUUAUUUGAUGAUUUUGUAGAAUAUGAAAAUGAUCAAAUGAACCAAAAUAUCAGUAAAGACGAUAUAAAAGAUACUUCUAUUGAUAAUUAAUAUUUGAGAAAAAAAUUUAUUAUAAGUAAAUAUUAUCAUUAUGUAUUCAACCUUUGAACAGAAGUAUUUAUGAUU